Messenger RNA from Rhizophagus irregularis DAOM 181602=DAOM 197198, 2127 nucleotides. Lineage: Eukaryota; Fungi; Glomeromycota; Glomeromycetes; Glomerales; Glomeraceae. The record is from RefSeq and is a predicted model, not a curated record.
AUGCCACCAAAAAAGAAAAUUGAUUUAAAAAAUUUGGACCUUACCCAUAUUUACAUCCUAGAGGAAAUUGAAUACAUUAAUGAACCACAAUCUCCAAUUGCUAUUAAGGCUGUUGUACAUGAAAUUUCUAGACAACUUGGUAACUGGAAUAUUAAAACUGGUCAAAAUGGUAUUGUUACUACAUCUCAAAGAGGUUAUAAUUUUAGUGUUAGUGACCAGAAGAAGAUUCGAGCACCACAUAUUGCUUUUAUACCUGAAAAUAUUUAUAAUUCGCUUAAUAAAGCCCAACUUUUGACUUUUCUUAGCCAACCUUUUACUCCUAUAUUUGUUGCUGAAGUUGUAAAUGUUUCAAAGGAAGCAAUAUUUAAUGAAGUUAAUAAUAGAUUCAAGAAUGAUUACUUUGCAACAGGUACUUCUGUAAAGUUGGGAUGGUUAAUUGAUCCAAGGAAUCACAUAAUUUGGACUUAUGAAAAAGAUGACGAUGAUGAAAAUGUUACUUGUCAAAAACGUAAAUGGGAAGAUUUAGACGGUGGUAAUAUUUUAUUAGAUUUUACUUUGGAUAUAAAAUUUGUUGAAAAAAUUAUCUCGCAUAAACGAAACCAUAAUUUACUAUAUACACCAAGACAAAGAGGCAUAGGUGGAACUAUGUUCUUGACAACUGAAGGAGAUGGAGCUAACAGUUAUGAAGGAAUCGAUCUCAGCAGUCCUGAUAUUUGCAAACGUGAGCAGACAAUCCACAAACUUGUAAAGAAGAUUGAAAAAACACGUUUUUUACUCAUUCGGUCUCCACCUAUGUUUGGGAAGACCUCAUUAGCCCAACUAUUAGAUCAACAUCUAGUUAAAGAUUCUAGCAUACGAGUUAUUCGCAUCUCCAUCUUAUGGAUGGGCAAUCCUAGUGGAUCCUGGACAUUUGAGAGUGGGUUUCAAAGACUUAUGGGCAUAACUUGGGAAAAAUUUCAAGAAGAGUGUGACUACAUUAAGACUAUAUUUAUUGUUGAUGAAGUUCAGAUGCUUUAUGUGCCCCAAGGUGAACCUAAGACUGCUUCGCGUCAUAAUGGUAAUGUCUUUUGGGAAACGAUCAAGCGGUGCCAACAGAUCGGUAACUUACAUAUUGUUGCUUUUGCCGCAUAUGGUUACAAGGGUGCAUGGAAUCUUACAUCUGCAACUCACACAAUGGAUGUGUCACCUUUUGCGAUUCCUAGUGAGAACACGUGGGGUAUAGAAAAUGUGCGCUUCACUAAGGAUGAAUAUGAAGAUUACUUUUUACGCUUUUGCAGAAAAUAUCUCAAAAAAAUUGAAGAUGAAAAUGAUAUUAGAUACUUACAGGAGUACGUGCACAAUACAACAGCUCGUCAUCCUGGACUUGUCGGCUUUCGUGGGUAUUUACUUAUGUAUAAUUUUACUCCAGAGGAAAUAGAACUUUGUGAUAGGGUAUUCCAAGGACCCAUUGAUAUCAGACCCUAUACCAGUCAGUUAUAUAAUACAUCCAGUAACACAUCAGAAGACAAGAAGAGGCUAGUUAUGACAAACAUACUUAGUGAACAAGAUGGUAAACUUGAUUUUGCUUCACCCUACUUGCGCACGCUCUAUCUGCAGCGACGUUGGGAAAGCACCACUAGGUCAACAAAUCCUCCUAAAGAUUUCAAAAGCUUUCUCCACGGAAUUUUCACCAAUAUGAAUGCUGAGGCUAUACAAAAUUCGUAUUGUAUUAGUACAGACUAUCAGCUUUUAGAGCACACUUGGCAAAUGGAAUUUUAUCGGGCUGCUACUCAAGUUCUACCUGUUGACAUAUUCAUUUCUCCUGAUGUUGGAACAUACUGGGGGUCAAGUGGAUAUGUGGAUUUUUUUGUGGAUGAUAAUCGGAGUUGGACAAUCAAGUUACUAUGGAAUAGUGAAAAUACAUCUAACCAUAAAAGUUGCUUCAAUGAUAUCUAUAAACCUAUCAAGGAUGUCAGCAAAGAAUGGGCUAUCAUUAACAUUCAACAUCCUGAUCUUUCUAAUGAUAAUCCAGAGUACAGUGCUAAUAGUCAUUGGAUAAAUAUAUAUUGCCAAAAGAAUUGGAAGUCUGUGAUCAUUGAAGAUGAGGAUGGGAGAGUUGAAGUUAAGCUCAUGGGAGAGUAUUCAUAG